Molecule: messenger RNA, 330 nt
Organism: Colletotrichum siamense
Lineage: Eukaryota; Fungi; Ascomycota; Sordariomycetes; Glomerellales; Glomerellaceae
Product: Transmembrane protein 14-like protein
Exons: 3
Coding region: 1-330 (109 amino acids)
Cellular component (GO): membrane
Source: RefSeq, a predicted model, not a curated record
AUGGUCCGUUGGGCUUCCGACCUCCAGACCCCCUCGUACGUCCUCGCCGUUCUGACUGCUGGCGGCGGCAUCGCCGGCUACGCCCGCACAAAGUCCCUCCCAUCCAUCAUCGCCGGAUGCGCCGUUGGAUUCCUCUACGCCCUUGGUGGCUACCGCAUUCAGAACCGCGAAUCCUACGGCGUCGAGCUGAGUCUGCUCGCCUCGGCAGUCCUCGGUGGCUCCGCAAUCCCCCGCGCCAUCCGCCUCCGCAAGCCCGUGCCGAUCGGAUUGAGCGUGUUGUCCCUGUUCGGUCUGUUGACCUUCGGCAGGGAGUUCAGUCGUAGCUUGUAA